Molecule: messenger RNA, 5889 nt
Organism: Panthera uncia (snow leopard)
Lineage: Eukaryota; Metazoa; Chordata; Mammalia; Carnivora; Felidae
Gene: URB2
Product: URB2 ribosome biogenesis homolog
Exons: 7
Coding region: 1625-5794 (1389 amino acids)
Biological process (GO): ribosome biogenesis
Cellular component (GO): nucleolus
Source: RefSeq, a predicted model, not a curated record
CGGGGCGGGCGCUACGCCCCGGCCCGCCGUCCCUAUCCGGGGUUGGCCUCGAGGUGGGCUCCUUAAGCGGGGAGGGUCCUCCGCCCCGGGUCCGUCCCCGCGCCGCGGACAGCGAGCGCUGCGGAGAGCCGCCGGGGCUCGCUCCUUCGGCAGCCCCUUACGUCGCUCCUCGCUGCUCUCUGGGUCUCGUUGCUUGCUUUCAUGAUGCGCCGCGGGGUUCCGAGUGUGGCCGCGCUUAAGCUCCCUUUGCGUGGGUACUAACACGGUUUCGCGUGCGGCCUGGUGGUCUUCACGCCCCCUCGCGUAGGCCGCCGGAUGGCACCGGGAGCGGAAAGUUGGUAGCCUCCGGGAGGGUCUUUGUAACCAAUUCUGCCAACACUUUUUAGGUACUUUGUAGCUGGUACGUUGGCUUUCUGACACACUGAAGUUACAAGUAAGUUCUUUGAAUGGGCACGUGUGGACCUCUUGACAGUUUGGGAAAACUGACAGCGCUUGACUCUUCUGUUCUCUAAUAGAGGGAAGGAUGCUGUGCUGAUAUUAGUGUCCUUCCCGUGGUGGUCGCUCAUUCCUUGUAUAAUUCUGAAGGUAGGUCUGUAGGAUUUCAGGCUCCGUAGAUUGAAGAAAUACAAGUGAUCCAGCCCUUGGCAUAGCAAAUUCUUUCCCUUUGGUAGUAUGUCAGAAUCAUGAAACUGCGAUUGUUUUUGUUUUUGUUUUUUGGUAUUGUCCUAUUUUGAUUUUAUUUACAAUAUUUUAAUUUCAGUACCGAGUAGGAAAAUGGUUCACUUUUGAGGAACUUGUUUUCUUGUGUAUAAUGAAUAUGACUUAAUGUGAUAGGUUUCCGCCUUUUUUUUUUUUUUUUUUUUUUUUUUUAAUGACGUUUAGGAAACUCAAAGCUAUAUUUACUUCAGGCUUAUGGAAUUAUAGCUGGUCAGUAUGCUUGCUUUCCCUUAUAAUUUUCUUAUAUCUCAUUUUGAUAGUUUCAAUUGUGUAACUGUAUCGAGUCUUUGGAAGCAGAGCAUGUCUAUAAGCUUACAUGUAUAUAAACAGAAUAAAGUUACAGUGGAAAGUUACUGUUGCAGCUGAAAUAACAGUACAUCUGUUGGGACUGGUUUUAUACUAUAUUUCUUUUCUACUUGGUGAAAUAUUUUCUCCAAAGAUUGCUUAUUUCUCUCUCUAAACUAGUGGAGCUUGUCAUAUAGAUGAUAGUCAUAUCGAUGAUACAUAGUUGCAGGUGAUUUAUGCAGACAUUUUCAGUCUAAAACCUCACGUGAAUCUCCUUUCACAAAUAAUUUGAGUACUUUGGGUUUUGCCCGGUUGUAUUCCUGCACAUUCACAUCGGAGGAUGUGAUGUUUGAUCACAGCAGGAAUACUGGUACAUAUGUGAGGGUAAUUCUUUUUAUGCCUGCUUUUGUCAGAAUUUCCCCCAGAAAAUUCAUGGGCUAGAGCAUUUUAUGUAUAGCUUUAUGCCCAAUAACUCUGUUGAUAUAUUUUAGUUCAUUAAAGUUUUUUUUCAAGGAAUAUGUAUUAUGUAGAUAAGAUACAUGAUGUUCUUUUUUUGGUGCCUAUUGAGUUUGGCCUUAAUAUAGUAUUUUUUUCCAUUUUAAAUUUUAGAUAAAGUGUAGCAAUGGCUGCUAUUUAUUCUGGCAUUUCCUUUAAGCUCAAAAGCAAGACAACUUCUUGGGAAGAUAAACUAAAACUAGCUCAUUUUGCUUGGAUUUCCCACCAGUGCGUUCUUCCAAAUAAAGAGCAAGUAUUACUUGAUUGGGCAAGACAGUCAUUGGUUGCAUUUUAUAAGAAAAAACUUGAACUGAAGGAAGACAUUGUUGAAAGGCUUUGGAUCUAUAUAGAUAAUAUUCUACACAGCAGAAAACUGCAGAAUCUCCUCAAGAAUGGAAAGACAAUUAACCUUCAGAUUUCCCUAGUCAAGAUCAUAAACGAGAGGAUAGCUGACUUCUCUCCUUUGGGAUCCCAAAGAAGUAUGUGUGCCGUGCUGAGCUGUUGCCAGGGCAUCCUCUCGACACCCGCCCUCGCCGUCAUCUACACGGCUAGACAGGAGCUGUUAGUGGCGCUGCUGAGCCAGCUGUGCUGGUUGGCCUGUAGGCAGCCAGAAGGAGCCGGGGUCGCCCAGUUAUUCGAAGUCAUUCACCUGGCGCUUGGUCGCUACCUCUUGAUCCAGCAGCAGCAAGUCAACCCACGACGAGCCUUUGGCGAGGUGACCGGGCACUUGCUGCAGCCCUGCCUGGUCCUGAGGCACUUACUCUCGGGGGGCCCGUGGGCACAGGCCGGCCAGGGCCAGCUGCGGCAGGCGCUGAGCCGGGAUGUGAAGACUCAGAUUGAGGCCGUGCUUCGAGGUGGGGCCUUUCAGCCCGAGUUGCUCUCGUCCUACAAAGAGGAGCUCUUGGACCAGCAGCAAGGCGACGCGAAGAUAGGGGCCCUGAAGAACGUUCUCGCUCCUACGGACACUGUGAUUGCCAGGCUGGUGGAGACGGGCUACUGUGAACCGUCACUGCAUGCUGCCGUUGUAGCCAACUCAGUGGCCUUGCUGUAUAAGCUCUUUCUGGACUCUUACUUCAGGGAGGGGAAUCAGCUUCUCUGCUUCCAGGUGCUCCCCAGGCUGUUCGGCUGCUUGAGGAUCGCACAGCUGCGGGAGGAGCACCCGGCCGCCCUGGCCGCGUCGGAUUGGACCUCAGAACUGCUGGUUGUGGAACAGCUGCUGACCUCGGUGGCCCACAGCGGUAUCUACAACAUCGCCGCCGACAGGAUCCGGCACGGAGAGGCUCAGUUCCGCUUUUACCGCCGUUUGGCCGAGCUGCUGACAAACCAUUCGCAAGCGUCCGUGCCGGCCUGGUUCCGCUGCCUCAAGGCUUUGACGUCUCUGAAUCAUCUGGUUUUGGAGCCGGACCUCGACGGCCUGUUGGCUUCAGCUUGGAUUGAUGCAGAAGUGACAGACUCUCGAACGAAAAAAGCACAGGAGGCGCUUCUUCACACCCUCUUCCAGACUUACGCGAAGCUCCGACAAGUGCCACGGCUGUUUGAGGAGGCUUUGGGGGUGAUCUGCCGCCCGGCCGCCGAGGCCCUGAGGCAGCCCGUGCUGGCCGCGGGCCCCUCCCGGGUGCUCUGCGAGUGCCUCCUGGAGUUGCCUCCGAGUCAGAUCUUGGACACGUGGUCGCUCGUGCUGGAGAAGUUCCAGUCUUUGGUCUUGCCUUAUUUGCGGGGCGAUGCCGACAUGGCCUUGAAGUCGCUGUCCCUGAGCUCGCUGCUGCACUGCGUCAUGUUCAACAUGAGGAGCCUGGACGGCAGCACGCCUCUGCCCGUCAUCAGGCGGAUGCAGCGCACCAUGGAGAGGAUGCUCCGGGAGCUCGUGAAGCCCCUGCUGGACCUUCUCCUGGACCCCCCGGGCCCGGAGCUUGAGCUCUGGCUGCAGAAGGUCAGUGACUCUGCACUCCUGCUCUCUUACACUUGGGCCCAGGUCGACACCAUGCUCAGCAUGAACUGCAGCCAGUAUCGCUCUGUGUCUGGGGCUCUUACGGACAUUGCCGUGGAGACCGCAGACCUCCCCUCGUUGCUCCCCGGUGUAGAAACGCACCACUGGAAGAAGAUAGAAAAGUUUGUGGCUCGGUUUGACUCUCUCAGCAGGUAUUGCUUAGAACAGCUCUACCUGCAGAAAAUGAAACGGACUUUAAUGCAAACUAGUUUCCGGUCUGAGGAAGCUCUCUGCACUCUGAGGCGUGAUGCUGCCUACAUUCUUGGGUCUGGCAGAGAAAGCUUGAAUCGGAGGACGACCGCCUCCUGGGAUGGCCAGGUGGGGACGGUGAGUGCACUCACGUACCCCGUAGCGCACUGGCACUUGAUCGUGUCGAAUCUCACAAUUUUAAUAUCCUAUCUUUGUCCGGAUGAUGUGCGAUCCCUGGCCAGUGUGCUGCUGAGAACUUUACCGACGAGCAAAGCCCAGGAGGUCUCAGCAGAAGAAGAGGCAGACCUCACACUUGGAAGAAUAUCCAGUGCCGUCCUUCACAGCCCUCUCUUUCCGGAAAUGCAGCCCCUCCAUUCUGCUUUCUUAAUGCGCCUGUCCGAAGGCUGUGCGGGCAUCCUGUGUUCUGGGGCCCAGGGUGACCCGAGUCUUCUCAGUCAGCAGCUGCCCUGGCUCUUUGAAAAGGAGCACAUGGGUGUGGCUCUUUGGGAAAACAGAUUUGCAAAAGUUGGACCCGAAGGUGUAGAACCAAAAGGAGAAACUGCCCAAAACUUACUAUCCUUGGUCAAGAGUGGCUUCCCAAUUCAGCUGGAGGGAGAACAAUUAGAGAGCAUCCUGGGAUUGUUGGAAGUUAUUUCUGCUCUGCAACUGGACGGCCUCUCGACUCCCUAUCACGUGCAUUACUUUCUUCUGUUACUGUCCGUGGCCGUCACCAGGCUGGGGAGCUCCUGCCCCUCCUCACUGACCCUCAGGUUUCUGAAGACUUGCUACCGGCUUCUUGGCCACCUGCAGAGAGGGAAAGGUGCCCGCUCAGUCCUCAAGACCAUGUACGCCAGUGAGAUUUUCGAGAUCAUGCUGACCUCCUCGUUCAGAGCCAGUAGUAGAUUUUCUGUUGCUGCGGAUGACCCCUCCUGGUUGGAAUUCCUCCAACUGACAGGGACAUUGUGGGAACAGCUACUGCAGAUGCUUAUCCAGAUGAAGCUCAGCCUGGUGCUCAAUUUUGGGAAAAUCAUUGCAUUCCUCUGCAAACUGUCCACCGAAGCACCGUCAGGCAAGCAGGUGGAAAACCAGAAUCCUCUGGGCCAGCAGCUCCUUCUGGUGUCUCUAACCAAGUUGUGCCAAGUCCUGGGGCCUUUGGUCAAAGAGCGGAGGCAGCACCAUGAGGCCUCAGAAGCGCUGCCUGAGCUGCUGCAGAAGGCCAUUGUCCAGACAGGAGCCGUGCUGCAACUGUGCUGGGCACGCGGGGCCCGGGGCCAGCGCCUUCCCUCCGCCUUCAUCUCGUCGGUCAGCACGCUCUUGGAGGCGGAUGUGGGCCAGCGCUCCAGGCACGGGGCCCAGGGUUCCCAAAUGACUGGCGAGGUGCUGACCUCCCAUACCGCCUUCUACCAGAAUGUUUACUCUCAGCUGCUGUCAGGGUUACCGGCCCUUGCAGGAGACCAGCAGUCUUUCCAGGCGGCCAUGCGGUUUUUAACUCUGUUCUUUUUGGCCCCAGAACUCCAUCCCAAGAAGGAUUCUGUUUUUGCCUCCGUGUUUCAUUCUGUGACGAAAGUUCUGGCAGAUCCUGCAGUUUCGGGUCAGAUAAUUCAGGACUUGGAGCCUCAUUUGGGAGCCUUGUUGACCCAAAUGUUAGAAGUUGGGACGACAGAGGACUUGAGGAUGGUGAUGCGGUAUGUUCUCCAAGGAUUAGACGUCAGUAACGUGUGGAAAGGAGAUGUGCAGGCCACUUUGUCAGCCAUCACACUGAUCAAGUUGCUCCUGAGCUGCCCACUCGGCGGAGAGAAAGCGAGUCUGUUCUGGUGUGCGAGCCCCCAGAUAGUCACGGCUCUGACUCUGCAAAACCGAGAGGCUUGUCGGGAGCAGACUGUGCCCCUGGCGGUGGUGGAGUCCAUUUUGGACGUGCUCGCAGCCUUGCUGCGACGGGGGGAGGGGACCAUCGGCAACCCGCACCACGUCAGCCUGGCCUUCAGCAUCCUGCUCACCGUGCCCUUGGACCACCUGAAGCCCCCUGAGUAUGGGAGCAUCUUCCUGAGGACGCACAACGUGCUCUUUUCCAUCCUGCAGUGUCACCCGAAGGAAGCACAGAUGGCCUGUCGGUGGUCCUAGAGUGUGCCCGCCUGGUGGCAAGGAUGUACAGCCACAUCGCGUCGCGGGCCGAAGAGUUCACGGUGUUCUCCCCCUUUAUGGUGGCCCAGUAUGUC